Molecule: messenger RNA, 768 nt
Organism: Athalia rosae (coleseed sawfly)
Lineage: Eukaryota; Metazoa; Arthropoda; Insecta; Hymenoptera; Athaliidae
Exons: 3
Coding region: 17-526 (169 amino acids)
Source: RefSeq, a predicted model, not a curated record
UUAUAAAUUGCGAAAAAUGCAGCCGCUGGAAUCAAAGAUUGACCCAAUCUUGCACAACGAGGACAUUAAUUCAUUGAGUUCUUUUUCCCUGUCGGAAGUUGGAAGCCUUUACUUUGGGCCAAAUCCCUCUUCCGAAGCCCAGCGACUAUUAGAGCAGGCAAAAGAUCUCUUACGAGAAAACGAACGGAUUCAAAAUGAAAAAAAAAUCAUCUUGCAGGAUGAAGCUGAACUACGCAGCAGAAAAGUUAAUCUUAAUUCUGAAACUUCAACAGACAAUGUGCUUUAUCCCAGCUCAGAGCUACACAGGUUGCUGGGUGAAACCAUGACUCUGUCAGAAGAGGGUAAGCAGAUAGAUCUACGUAAGGCACAGCUACAAUUAUACUACAAGGAGCUGAAGAGGCGCAAAGAGUUUCUUCAGAAUGCUAUUAAAAUAUAUGAAGAGAGUGAAUUAGCUCAGCGCCAUUCAUUUUCCUCACAAUCCAACGAGCUCAACAUCAGAAGUGUAGAAUUUGAUAUUCAACAUUAGCUGGAAAUCUGUAAACCCAUUAAUUGCGCUGCAUCACAUGUUGAGAUGAUGACCUAAUUUUAGCAAUUUGAUACAUAUUCUAUUAAAUAUUAGAAUGUGGAUAAAUAUUAGAAUAAAUAUUUUGGUACUGCCUAUAUUUGCCAUCGCAAUCAUGAUAUGAGGUCUUCAACACUGAUUGGUGUUGGAUGGUUUGACUAUUUGAGUAACUUAAUUUUUUAUACGUAUCUCAUGAGCCAGGAAAU